Molecule: messenger RNA, 2844 nt
Organism: Eufriesea mexicana
Lineage: Eukaryota; Metazoa; Arthropoda; Insecta; Hymenoptera; Apidae
Product: uveal autoantigen with coiled-coil domains and ankyrin repeats
Exons: 11
Coding region: 1-2844 (947 amino acids)
Source: RefSeq, a predicted model, not a curated record
AUGUAUCAUAUUUCCUACAUUAUAAGUGAAAUCAAUAUCAUAAAUAAUUAUAUUCAUUUAGUUGAAGAUAAUACAAUUUUAUUAAAUAAGAAACAAAGUAAAAACGAUAUAAAUGAAACAGAAUUUGGAAAAAUUUUAAAAUCAUCUAACAAUAAAAAUUUAUUAAAUGAAAUAACAAAUAAUUUAGAUUCUUACGAACAUAAAAAGGAAUAUCAUAAUUACAUUAUUAAAUUGAGUAGAAAGGAUGAUAUAGACAAAAUACAACGAGAAAUAAUUGAAUAUUUCAUACAUUUUUUAAUUAAAGUACGCUCUCUUACACAAGAGUUAGAAAUAUAUCUAGAAAUUGAACGACCUGUAAUGAUUAAACAAACUUAUUAUUUUUAUGAAAUUCUUAAGGAUAUACAAUCUGCUAUUAAUAAUUCUCAAGAUAUAACUUUGAAAAAGCAACUAAUUUUAGACUUAUAUAAUCAACAUAAAGCAGAACAUAAGAAGCAUGAUUCAUAUAUUAAACAGUUUCCUAACAAUUUAUUACAAAUACAAAAAAAAAUAAAUGAAUUUAUUGAAAACAUUUUAUGUCAAUUACUAAGUGAAAUAUCACAUAGAGAAAAAAGACAUCUAGGUGAUAAAAAAAUUAAUCGAGCAUUUGAAACACAUCUGAGGUCUUUUAUAAACAGAAUAAAUAUAAUUCUUCAAAGUACUGGUGAUCAAUACAUACAAAUAUUUGAAACAAUAGAAGAACAACAAAAAGAAUUAAGAAAGAAAGAAGUAGAAAUAGCUCAACUAAAAGAGAAAAUGAUGGAACAGCGAAGAGGGGAAGGUGACUGUUUAAAUACAUUUGAAAAGAGAAUUGAAAUAAAAGAACAGCUAUCAAAAGUAACUGCAGAACUUAAUAAAAAAGAUGCUCUUAUAUUACAAUUAGAAGAACAGCUUGAAGUAUUUAAAAAUAAAUUCUCUAUAUAUGAUAACGAGUGCAAUGCGCUAAAGAAAGAGUACAAAAAUCUAGAAAAUCUAAAAAACAGAUUAUUAAAAAGAUGUCAGCAAAACAGAAAGCAAUUAUCAAUGAAAAGUAAACAAAUUAAGAAUUUAUCACAGCAGGUUCAGAAACAUCUUAGAACUAAAAAUUUAAAAAUUAUCCUGAAAAAUAAAAUUAGAGAAAUGGAAAAAAGAUUUAUUGACUUACAAUAUGAAAAUAAUAAAUUAAAAACGAAUAUUAUGCAAAGGAAUAUAAUUAUUUCCACAAAGGAUAAAACUAUAAUUAAUUUAAAAAAUAGUAUUAGUAAAACUAAUAAUAUCUUAUCACAAAAAGUUACUCAGUAUGAAAAUGUAAUGGAAGAGAAACAUCAUGAAAUUAUAAAAUUGGAAGAUGAAAAUAAGUUAUUAAAUGAAAAAGUGAAAGAUAUUGAGCAUAAACUCACAGGAAUGAAUCAAGCAAUUAUAUCUUUAACUGAGCAAAAUGAUAAAAUUAAUAUCAUAUAUACAAUGCAAGAACAUCUUACAAAAUUGGAUAAGAAUGAGGAGAAACUAAAAGUUCAACUCAACAAUUUUAGAACACAACUUAUAACUGUCCAAAAUGAUAAUAAAGAACUUAAUACUUGCUUAGAUACUUAUCUGCAUGAAAAUGAAAUCUUGAAAAAAAAUGUGGAAUAUUGGAAAAAUGAAAACUCUGAAUUAUCAAUUACACAAUGUAAUGAAUUAAUAAAAGAAGAACUAAAAAGCAAAUUAUAUAUUCUUUCAUAUAAAAUACAUGAAAACCUAUUAAGAUUUAUAAAGCUGUCUAAUUUAGAAAUAAAUUCAGCAAAUAAUAGUUUCAUUAAAGAAUUACAAGAUAAAUAUAUAGUUCAUCAAGACCAAGAAGUAGUAUUAACUAUAGAUAAUACAAUUAAAGACUUACAAUUGGAAUAUGGAGAUUUAAAACGAGGAAUAAAAGAAAAUGAAAUAGAAGACAUUGAAACAGAAUUAUUGAAUAAUAUAAAUAUGAAAGAAAAAAUGCUCAAAAAUGAUUAUAUACCAUUUGAGCAAUUCAAUUUUUCAAAAGAUAAUUUAAUGAUGAAAUAUAAGAUAAAACAUCUAGAAAAUGAAUAUAAUGAGAACCAAAAUGAAACCAAGAAUAAAGAUUUUGAAAUACAACAUCCUAAAGAAAUCAUAAAAUACUUAAUACAAGAAAAUGCUGUUCUUCGUGCUAGCCUUAAAUCUCAGAUGGAAGAAUAUCAAAACAAGUUAACAUUAAUGAAGAAAAACUAUGACAGUAGUUUAAAUGCACUUUGUGAAAGACAUAAAGCAAAUGUUGAAAUUUUACAAAAGCAAUUUGAAGAUGACAUAAAAAAUGAAAAGAUUUUUGACUCAGAAAAUUGGUUACUAUCAUUGGAUAUGAAAGAAUUAAUGGAAUUGUACGAACGGAUAAGUGUAAUUUUGAAUAGCAAUGCUAAUGUAAUUCACAUGCAAAAUGAAAAUCAAUGUUUGUAUGAUAACAGUGUUCAACAACAAUUUUAUAUAAAACAGAAUGAAAUGGAAAAGGAAUUCAAAAUUUUACCAAAAAAUACUUAUCAAGAUGAGGCGAAACUUAAAAAAAUAGUGUCCCCAGUUUUGAAAGAAAAAAAUACAUACUUCAAUCAGUGGCAAUUUAUUGCUUCCAGUGAUAUUCAAAAAUAUUCAACUUUAAAAACACAAAAUUAUAAAUCAAGUUUAGAAUAUAACCUUGAAUACUUCAAUAAUGAAGAAAAAUCUUCAGAAUUGGAAAUUAAAUAUGAGAAAGAAAAACAAAUGGAGAAAGACACCACUUUUGAUCAACAACGAUGGAAUUUUAUUAAUCAAUGUAGCGCAUAUCAUAAAUUGAGUAAUAUCUGA